GUAUAUUUUCAACUUGUGGUCACGCUGCACAAAACAGCGGCGGUGCAAAAUAUUUACGCGAUAAAAACAUAAAUAAUAAGUGAAUUGUGCAGUAAAAACACUAGGAAAACAUUUAUUCAACAUGGCUGAUGCCGCAGCACGUCAAUUGCAGUACGAGUACAAAGCGAACUCGAAUCUUGUGCUGCAAGCUGAUGUACGUCUAAUUGAAAGACCACGUCGCGAUGAAGCCACCGGGGAAGUAUGCUCGCUAGUGGGCAAACUGGAUGGCACCCGUAUGGGCGAUCGGUACCAACGCACAAAGCCGGAGAAAACGGAGGAGCGCAAGGUGAAGCGUCAGAAACGUGAUGAAGCACAGUACGAUUUUGAGCGCAUGAAGGGUGCAACUCUGCUCUCGGAAGGCAUAGACGAAAUGGUGGGUAUCGUGUAUCGGCCCAAAACGCAGGAGACACGACAGACCUACGAAGUACUCUUAAGUUUCAUCCAAGAGGCGCUCGGCGAUCAGCCGCGUGAUAUUCUUUGUGGUGCCGCCGAUGAAAUAUUGGCUGUGUUGAAGAACGAGCGGCUUAAGGAUCGUGAGCGUAAACGGGAUGUGGACAGUUUACUGGGCGAAGUGACGGAUGAACGCUUUGCACUGCUUGUCAAUCUGGGCAAGAAGAUUACAGACUUUGGCAGCGAUGCGGUAAAUGCGCUUACAGCAGCCACCAACAAUGAGGAGCAAAUUGACGAAACCUACGGUAUCAAUGUGCAGUUCGAGGAGUCCGAAGAGGAGAGUGACAACGAUAUGUAUGGCGAGAUUCGCGACGACGAUGCACAGGAUGAGGGCGAAGAAGCACGCAUUGAUCACACGUUGCAUGCUGAGAAUCUUGCCAGCGAAGAGGCCGCCAGCAAUGUGAAAAAGGAUCGCUCACUGCACCCAUUGGACAUUGAUGCCUACUGGCUGCAGCGUUGCCUCAGCAAGUACUACAAAGAUGCUAUGGUUUCGCAGAGCAAGGCAGCUGAUGUGCUCAAAAUUCUAAAGGAUGCUGCCGAUGAGCGCGACUGCGAGAAUCAAUUGGUGCUGCUGCUUGGCUAUGACUGCUUCGAUUUUAUCAAACAGUUAAAGCUCAACCGUCAGAUGAUUCUCUACUGUACCAUGCUAGCCUCGGCGCAAACAGACAGCGAGCGACAGCGCAUCAGGGAAAAGAUGCGCGGAAACACAGCGUUGGCCAAGAUCUUGCGGCAAUUGGAUACGGGCAAAGCUGAUGAGCAAGAAGAGGCAGAUGCACGUGCAAAUAAGCGUGGCAAAGGCGACGCAGACGAUGGCGGAGCUGCUGCUGCCGGGCAGGUGGCUGGCGUGCGUCAAUUGCUCGAACUAGACGAGUUGGCAUUCACGCAGGGCUCGCAUUUCAUGGCCAACAAGCGUUGUCAACUGCCCGAUGGCAGUUAUCGCAAGCAGCGCAAAGGCUAUGAGGAGGUGCAUGUGCCUGCACUGAAGCAGGUGCCAUUCGAUGCCGACGAAGAGCUCCAGCCCAUUGACAAGCUCCCCAAGUAUGUGCAGCCGGUGUUCGAUGGCUUCAAGACGCUGAAUCGCAUACAGAGUCGUCUUUACAAAGCGGCCUUGGACAGCGAUGAGAACAUGCUGUUGUGUGCGCCAACGGGAGCAGGUAAAACCAAUGUGGCCUUGCUCACCAUGAUGCGUGAGAUUGGUAAGCACAUCAACGAGGACGGCACCAUCAAUGCGCAGGACUUCAAGAUCAUUUACGUCGCCCCCAUGAAAUCGCUGGUACAGGAAAUGGUUGGCAACUUUGGCCGACGCUUGGCCUGCUACAAUCUGACGGUAUCCGAGUUGACGGGAGAUCAUCAAUUGACGCGCGAACAGAUCGCAGCUACGCAAGUGAUUGUCUGCACCCCAGAGAAGUGGGAUAUCAUCACACGCAAGGGCGGUGAACGCACAUUUGUGAGUCUAGUACGUUUGGUCAUCAUCGAUGAGAUCCAUUUGCUUCACGACGAGCGUGGUCCAGUGCUGGAAGCACUCGUUGCACGUACCAUCCGCAACAUUGAGACCACACAGGAGGAUGUGCGUUUGGUUGGCUUGUCAGCCACACUGCCCAACUACCAAGAUGUGGCUACGUUUUUGCGUGUAAAGCCGGAUAAGGGACUCUUCUAUUUUGACAACAGUUAUCGUCCCGUUGCGCUAGAACAGCAAUAUAUUGGUGUGACCGAGAAGAAGGCGCUGAAGAGAUUCCAGGUCAUGAACGAAAUUGUGUAUGAGAAAACCAUGGAACAUGCUGGUCGCAAUCAAGUGCUUGUAUUUGUGCACUCACGUAAGGAGACAGGCAAAACCGCAAGAGCCGUUAGAGACAUGUGCCUGGAACAGGAUACGUUGGGCAGCUUUUUACGCGAAGGUUCAGCGAGCAUGGAAGUCUUGCGCACGGAAGCAGAGCAAGUGAAAAACACCGAGUUAAAGGAAUUAUUGCCCUAUGGCUUUGCUAUACAUCACGCUGGCAUGACGCGUGUGGAUCGUACACUCGUUGAGGAUCUGUUUGCGGAUCGUCACAUCCAAGUGCUGGUGUCGACGGCCACCUUGGCAUGGGGUGUCAAUCUGCCUGCGCAUACGGUCAUUAUCAAGGGCACACAGGUGUAUAAUCCGGAGAAGGGACGCUGGGUGGAGUUGAGUGCGCUCGAUGUGCUCCAGAUGUUGGGUCGCGCUGGUCGUCCCCAAUACGACACCAAGGGCGAGGGAAUCUUGAUCACCAAUCACAGCGAACUACAGUUUUACCUGUCGCUGUUGAAUCAACAGUUGCCUAUUGAAUCACAGUUCAUCUCGAAGCUGCCGGACAUGUUGAAUGCAGAAAUUGUGCUGGGCACUGUGCAGCAUCUACAGGAUGCUGUCAACUGGCUGGGUUACACCUAUCUCUACAUACGCAUGCUGCGCAAUCCAACAUUGUACGGCGUCUCACAUGAUGCCAUCAAAGCAGAUCCCAUGCUGGAGCAGCAUCGUGCGGAUUUAUUGCAUACGGCAGCCUGUUGCUUGGAGCGUAGUGGAUUAGUGAAAUACGAACGCAAAACGGGACACUUCCAGGUGACGGAUCUGGGACGCAUUGCAUCGCAUUAUUAUUUAACGCACGAAACCAUGUUGACUUAUAAUCAGCUGUUGAAGCAAACUCUCAGCGAGAUUGAACUUUUCCGCGUGUUUUCGCUCUCUUCGGAGUUCCGUCACAUUUCUGUGCGCGAGGAGGAAAAACUGGAGCUGCAGAAGCUGAUGGAACGCGUGCCCAUACCCAUUAAGGAGUCCAUCGAGGAGCACAGCGCCAAGGUGAAUGUGCUACUGCAAGCCUACAUCUCGCAGUUGAAACUGGAGGGCUUUGCACUGAUGUCCGACAUGGUUUUCAUCACACAAUCCGCAGCGCGUCUGAUGCGCGCCAUCUUUGAGAUUGUGCUUACCCGCGGCUGGGCGCAGUUGGCGGACAAAACGCUAACGCUCUGCAAGAUGAUUGAUCGUCGCAUGUGGCAAUCGAUGACGCCCUUGCGACAGUUCAAAAAGAUGCCCGACGAAAUUGCCAAGAAGCUGGAGAAGAAGCACUUCCCAUGGGCGCGUCUCUAUGAUCUGGAACCGCACGAGUUGGGCGAGUUGAUACGCGUGCCCAAGCUGGGCAAGACCAUACAUAAGUAUGUGCAUCAGUUCCCUAAGCUGGAGCUGUCCACGCACAUACAACCGAUCACAAGAGCCACGCUGCGUGUGGAGUUGACCAUCACACCGGAUUUCCAGUGGGAUGAGAAAGUGCACGGCCAAUCUGAGGGUUUCUGGGUGCUGAUCGAAGAUGUGGACUCGGAACUUAUACUGCAUCAUGAGUUCUUCUUGCUCAAACAUAAGUAUGCACAGGACGAGCAUCAGCUGAAGUUCUUUGUGCCCGUCUUUGAGCCGUUGCCACCGCAAUAUUUUCUGCGUAUUGUCUCCGAUCGCUGGAUUGGCGCCGAGACUCAGUUGCCCGUCUCUUUCCGGCAUCUAAUACUACCCGAGAAGAACAUGCCGCCCACCGAGCUGUUGGAUCUGCAACCGCUGCCCAUAAGCGCUUUGCGUCAACCCAAAUUUGAAGCUUUCUACAAUCAACGCUUUCCGCAAUUCAAUCCCAUUCAGACGCAAGUCUUUAAUGCCGUCUACAACAGCGAUGACAAUGUGUUUGUGGGCGCUCCAACAGGCUCCGGUAAGAUGACAAUUGCCGAGUUUGCCAUCAUGCGACUGUUCAGCCAAAGCACCGACGGACGUUGCGUUUAUUUGGUCUCCCAGGAAGCGCUCGCCGAUUUGGUGUUUGCCGAUUGGCAUGCCAAGUUUGGUGCACUGGACAUCAAGGUGGUGAAGCUGACGGGCGAAACUGGAACGGAUCUAAAGCUGAUUGCCAAGGGACAACUGGUCAUUACUACAGCGGACAAGUGGGAUGUAUUAUCGCGUCGUUGGAAGCAGCGCAAGAAUGUGCAACAAGUACAACUGUUUAUUGUGGACGAACUGCAGCUGGUCGGCGGCGAGGAGGGACCCGUCAUGGAGAUCGUCUGCUCUCGUAUGCGUUACAUUAGCUCUCAGAUUGAGAAACAAAUUCGAAUUGUAGCAUUAUCCGCUUCUCUUACUGAUGCUCGCGAUGUGGCUCAAUGGCUGGGAUGCAAUCCAAAUUGCACAUUUAAUUUCCAUCCGAGUGUGCGUCCCAUUCCGCUGGAGCUGCACAUCCAAGGAUUCAAUGUCACCCAUAAUGCCACACGCAUUGCCACAAUGUCGAAGCCCGUGUACAAUGCCAUUCUCAAGUACAGCGCUCACAAGCCUGUCAUAGUGUUUGUCUCGUCACGGAAACAAGCUAGGUUAACAGCCAUCGAUAUACUCACGUAUGCCGCAUCGGAUCUGCAGCCGAAUCGCUUCUUCCACGCUGAGGAGGAGGACAUACAACCUUUCCUCGAACGCAUGUCGGACAAGACGCUCAAGGAGACGUUGGCUCAGGGUGUGGCUUAUCUGCAUGAAGGCUUGUCUGCCUCGGAUCAUCGUCUGGUGGAGCAACUAUUCGAUUCGGGCGCUGUGCAACUGGCUGUUGUGUCGCGUGAUCUAUGCUGGGGCAUGAGCAUCUCGGCGCAUUUGACUAUUGUCAUGGACACACAGUUCUACAAUGGCAAGAAUCACUCGUAUGAGGAUUAUCCCAUUACGGAUGUGCUGCAGAUGAUCGGACGCGCCAAUCGACCCAACGAGGAUGCGGAUGCCAAGUGUGUGCUCAUGUGCCAGAGUUCCAAAAAGGAUUUCUUCAAGAAGUUCAUCAACGAACCUUUGCCCAUCGAAAGCCAUUUGGAUCAUCGUAUGCACGAUCAUUUCAAUGCCGAGGUGGUCACCAAAACCAUUGAGAACAAGCAGGAUGCUGUGGAUUACCUGACCUGGACGUUCCUUUAUCGACGCUUGACACAGAAUCCCAACUAUUACAAUCUGCAGGGCGUUACGCAUCGUCAUCUGUCUGACCAUUUGUCAGAAUUGGUAGAGAAUACACUUAGCGAUUUGGAGCAGUCGAAGUGUAUUAGUGUGGAGGACGACAUGGACACAUUGCCACUCAAUCUGGGCAUGAUUGCGGCCUACUACUACAUCAACUACACAACGAUUGAGCUUUUCAGUUUGUCGCUGAAUAGCAAGACCAAGGUGCGUGGUCUGCUGGAGAUCAUUUCGUCAGCUGCGGAGUACGAGGAUGUGGUGGUCAGGCAUCAUGAGGAGCAGGUGUUGCGGACGCUAUCCCAACGUUUACCAAACAAACUCACGGGACCCAAUGAAACUGCACCCAAAUUCAAUGAUCCUCACAUUAAGACCAACCUGCUGCUCCAAGCACAUCUGUCCAGGUUGCAACUGGGUCCCGAGCUACAAGGCGACACCGAACAAAUCCUCAGCAAGGCCAUACGCCUCAUCCAGGCUUGUGUGGAUGUACUCAGCUCGAAUGGUUGGCUAUCACCUGCUGUGGCUGCCAUGGAACUGGCUCAGAUGGUCACGCAGGCCAUGUGGAGCAAGGACUCGUAUCUGCGGCAGCUGCCACACUUUAGUGCCGAGAUCACUAAACGCUGCACAGAUAAGAAAAUCGAAACCGUUUUCGAUAUUAUGGAACUGGAGGAUGAGGAUCGUACGCGGCUACUGCAGCUGUCCGAUGCCCAAAUGGCUGAUGUGGCACGUUUCUGCAACCGUUAUCCUAACAUUGAACUCAACUACGAGGUGGUCGAUAAGGAUCGCAUCAAUUCCGGCUCAACGGUCAAUGUGGUCGUACAACUGGAGCGUGAGGAUGAGGUUACUGGUCCCGUGAUUGCGCCCUUCUUCCCGCAGAAACGUGAAGAGGGCUGGUGGGUGGUCAUCGGGGAUCCGAAGACUAAUUCCCUGCUCUCCAUUAAACGAUUGACUCUGCAGCAAAAGGCCAAGGUUAAGUUGGACUUUGUAGCUCCCAGUCCGGGUAAACAUGAUUAUACAUUGUACUACAUGAGCGAUUCAUAUUUGGGUUGCGAUCAGGAGUAUAAGUUCUCCAUUGAGGUGGGAGAUUUCCAGUCGGAGAGCGAAAGCGAGUCCGAAUAAGUUCUCUAGCGAUAACUCUUUAACACAAAACAAUAAACCAAAACCAUAAUUUUUAUCAAAAAAAAGAGAACAAACUGAGUUUAUUAAUUAUUAACUGGAUUCUGAUAGAAAAAAGGCGAAGAAAUAUUAAAGUCGGGCACAAUUUAAAUUUUAUCAAUUUUUUAGGGCUUUCAUAGACAGCCAGCUUUAAAUCGUUAAUUGAAGACCGAGGCGAUUACGAUUAAGCGCGAAAUCGAUGACUUUAGAAAACCAAUGAAAUCAAAACGAAUUUAAGAUAGUUAUCGAUAUAUUUGAAGAGUACAAAAUGGCGAUUAGCGACAAGUUUAAAUUUUUGAUAACGAUUUCUAGUGCUUUCAUAAAUAUUUGCAGUUAAAUAGAGCGCAUUUUAAUUGUUGACUUUUUGAAUAUGAUUACAAGAUUAAACUCUUUAACCGCUCACAGACACAGAUGAACCGUGGCUGCCGGCAUUAUUAAAUCCAUUGUUGGCAAAAUUGUUGCUGGACGCAAAAUUUAUGGUCUGGCCAUUGGGCAAACGGUAGACUUGGCUUAGACCGGCGCUAGCAGCGUUGCUGUUGCCAAAUUGCGAUUGUGUCGAUGUGCUUGCGGACUGGGCACCAAAAGUGUUGCCGCCGUUUUGAGAGAGGAAGCCCUGAGCCUGACCAAUGGCCGCUGAGGAGCCUUGACCGAACCCAUUGUUAAAUUGACCGCUGGCUGCACCAUUUGAAGCAGUUUGCUCCUGAUUGUAACCAUUCGGGCCCGGCUCAUUGAAGGGAUUCAGCUGGACAUUGGCAUUGGCAUUACCGCCAUUAGGACCGACCCCCACAUCAACGCCAGAGUUGGCGCCACCAGCACCGGCAUUUGUUCCUGCAUUUAUGCCUCCAUUAAACCCAAAAGG
Messenger RNA from Drosophila sulfurigaster albostrigata, 7445 nucleotides. It is a transcript of the gene l(3)72Ab, whose product is annotated as U5 small nuclear ribonucleoprotein 200 kDa helicase. The record is from RefSeq and is a predicted model, not a curated record. The coding region runs from base 122 to 6550 and encodes 2142 amino acids. Gene Ontology annotation, cellular component: nucleus. The transcript has 6 exons. Lineage: Eukaryota; Metazoa; Arthropoda; Insecta; Diptera; Drosophilidae. Gene Ontology annotation, molecular function: ATP binding; nucleic acid binding.